GGAGAGGGGACGGGUCUUUGCGGGACGGGACGUGGCUGAGCUCAGGGUGCAGCACCGCCGGCCCGGCCCAGAGCCCGCUCGGCCACCCACCGUGCCCGCGAGCCGUCGGCCCUGCUGCUGGGCUCCGUCUUUCCAUCGGCCUGGAACAUUCCGGGCCAGUGAAACCCGAACUCUGGGUGUUAGAAGACAAGCUCUUCCUAAUGUCCUCACGCCGCUGCUGCGGGGAACUGGACAGGAUUAGGUAGAGGGACUGGACAGGUGGGGGUCCCUCCCGGCCACGCCGCAGCUCCGCGUCCAGACAGACGUGGAGGGUGACGAGAAGCGGACAGCUGCGGGUUUGUGGCGAUCGGCACAGCCUCCGAGUGUCGUCCGCCCGCCCCCGACUCUGCGGUGCCCCGUGUGGCUGACAUUCACAGACUCCUCCCACCGGGGGAAGUUAAGCCCCGGCAUCAACCGCUGCUAAGUUGGGACCCCAGCUGCUGCUCCAAGUGACAUGGGAAAGGCCAGCUGCUGUGCACAUUUGUCGGCCGCGGGCAGGGGUGGCAGUCGGGCCGGCCCCGGGGCCGGUGACAGUGCAAGACUGAAACGCUGACACCUGGCCGGCGGCCUGGGAGCAGCUCGGUCGGCUUUGACUCCCAGCGGUCCCAUCUCUCCUCCUUCACCAUGAAGCUGAUGGACAAAUUCCACUCGCCCAAGAUCAAGAGAACGCCAUCCAAGAAGGGAAAACCAGCUGACGUGUCCAUGAAAAUUCUGGAGAAGCCUGUGAACAAGGAGGCAACAGACAGAUCCCUACCAGAGGGCUGCCCCACCCCCUUGGAUCUGGAGCCGCAGGCAGUAGAAUUUAUGUCCGCCAGUGCUGGGGCCUCCAGGUCUCAGAGGCAGAAGAACCUGAGCUGGCUGGAAGAGAAAGAGAAGGAGGUGGUCAGCGCCUUGCGCUACUUCAAGACCAUCGUGGAUAAGAUGGCCAUCGACAAGAAGGUGCUGGAGAUGCUUCCGGGGUCCGCCAGCAAGGUGCUGGAGGCCAUCCUGCCGCUGGUGCAGAGCGACCCCCGCAUUCAGCACAGCUCCGCGCUCUCGUCCUGCUACAGCCGAGUGUACCAGAGUCUGGCCAACCUCAUCCGCUGGUCCGACCAGGUGAUGCUGGAAGGCGUGAACUCGGAAGACAAAGAGAUGGUGACGUCGGUGAAGGGGGUCAUCAAGGCGGUGCUGGACGGAGUGAAGGAGCUGGUCAGACUCACCGUCGAGAAGCAGGGGCACCCGUCUCCGACCAGCCCGGUGAAACCCAGCUCCCCAGCCUGCAAGCCCGACGGGCAGUCCGAGCUCCCCCUGACGGACCGGGAGGUGGAGAUCCUGAACAGGACAACCAGCGCGUCGCAGUCGGCCGAGCUGCUCCUCGACCCCGCUGAGGAGGAGGUGGCGCCCCCCAAGCCUCCCUUACCUGGCAUCCGGGUGGUCGAUAAUAGCCCGCCGCCAGCACUGCCGCCGAAGAAGAGGCAGUCGGCUCCAUCCCCGACCCGCGUGGCCGUCGUGGCCCCCAUGAGCCGGGCCACCAGCGGCUCCAGUCUGCCUGUCGGAAUCAACAGGCAGGACCUCGACGGGGACUGCUACGCCCAGAGGCGCCUGUCGGGGGGCAGCCACUCCUACGGGGGAGAGUCGCCCCGCCUGUCCCCGUGUAGCAGCAUCGGCAAGCUCAGCAGGUCCGACGAGCAGCUGUCCUCGCUGGACAGGGACAGCGGGCAGUGCUCCCGGAACACGAGCUGUGAAACGCUAGAUCAUUACGACCCGGACUACGAAUUCCUUCAGCAAGACCUCUCGAACGCAGACCAGAUACCUCAGCCCAUGGCCUGCAACCUCAGCCCGCUGCCGGAGUCCUUGGGGGAGUCUGGGUCUCCGUUCCUCGGCCAUCCCUUCCAGCUGCCUCUCGGUGGCUGCCCCCAGCCGGACGGGCCCUCGGCCCCGGGACCACCGGCGGACACGCCCCCGGCCCUCCCCGAGAAGAAGCGCCGGAGCGCGGCCUCCCAGACCACGGACAGCUCUGGCUGCAGGGUGUCCUACGAGCGGCACCCCUCCCAGUACGACAACAUCUCCGAGGACGACCUGCAGAACCCGGCCUUGGCCCAGCCCAUCCCCUUCACGCCCUUCGCUGCUGUCCUCCCCUUCCAGCAAGGAGGCUCCUCGGCCUCGGUGGGAUUUGUGGGGGACUUCACUGUUCCCGCACCAACGGGGGACCCGGAAAAACCGCCUCCGCUGCCGGAAAAGAAAAACAAACACAUGCUGGCCUACAUGCAGCUGCUGGAGGACUACUCGGAGCCGCAGCCGUCGGUGUUCUACCAGACGCCGCAGAACGAGCACGUCUACCAGCAGAAGAACAGGCUCCUCAUGGAGGUGUACGGCUUCACCGACUCCUUCAGCAGCGUGGACGCCCCGCCGGAGCUGGCGCCGCCCCCCGCCCUGCCUCCCAAGCAGCGGCAGCUGCAGGCCUCCUAUGCUGCUUCUUCCUUCUCCUCUGUCUCCUACUGUGUCCAGCAAACUAGAGUGGCCUUCACCCCCGAGGACGGCAGUGCCACUCAGGGCAUCAGUGUGUCCGUCUCUAACUCCUUUCUCAGCCGGCACGGCGCCUUGCCCGUGCCCUCGUAUAAGUCUGUGUUCAGGUCCUUCUCCCAGGACUCCGUGCCUCACAGCCGAGCCUCCGCACAGCCUUUCCUCCCGCCUACCUCCUCUUCCUCUCCACACUUCCCACCUGUCCACCCGUCUCCGAGCUCGGACCUCGCGGUGCCACCCGCGGCCGGCCCGCCCCCCAGCGCCGUGGACGGGCCUCUCUCGGCUUCUCAGGAGAGCACCUCCCCCGGGAGCCCUGUCUGCCUUCCUCCCGAAACCUCUCUCACUGACGCGCCCCAGACGCCUUCGAGCGGCCACGCCAGCGAGGAGGCGGGUGAGGGUGAAUAUGUCAAUCUGUGCUCCUCUGGCCAGAGCGGCGAGGAGCGGGCUCACUCUCGAGGAGACUCUCCAGCCGGGAAGGACGGGCGCCCCAGGGACCCCUCUGCGCUCGGCGGCGUGGCCGGGAAGGAAAGCCGAGACGGGGGAGAAAGGGCCCCCAGGUCCCCGGAGGCUCUGGAGUCGGCGCAGUCGGAGGAGGAGGUGGACGAGCUGUCUCUCAUCGACCACAGCGAGAUCAUGGCCAGGCUGACGCUCAAGCAGGAGGGUGACGACGGGCCAGACGUGCGUGGGGGCUCGGGAGACAUCCUGCUGGUCCACGCCACCGAGACGGACCGCAAAGACCUGGUGCUGUACUGCGAGGCCUUCUUGACCACCUACAGGACCUUCAUCACCCCGGAGGAGCUCAUCAAGAAGCUGCAGUACCGGUACGAGAAGUUCUCUCCCUUUGCCGACACGUUCAAGAAGCGCGUCAGCAAGAACACGUUCUUCGUCCUGGUGCGGGUGGUGGACGAGCUCUGCCUCGUGGAGCUGACAGAGGAGAUCCUGAAGCUGCUGAUGGAGCUGGUCUUCCGCUUGGUGUGCAACGGCGAGCUCAGCCUGGCCCGCGUGCUGCGGAAGAACAUCCUGGACAAGGUGGACCAGAAGAAGCUGCUCCGGUGUGCCAACUCCGACCAGCCCCUCGCGGCCAGGGGCGUGGCAGCCAGGCCCGGGACCCUGCAUGACUUCCACAGCCACGAGAUAGCCGAGCAGCUGACCCUGCUGGAUGCCGAGCUCUUCUAUAAAAUAGAGAUCCCUGAAGUCUUGCUUUGGGCGAAGGAGCAGAACGAGGAGAAGAGCCCCAACCUGACGCAGUUCACGGAGCACUUCAACAACAUGUCCUACUGGGUCCGGUCCAUCAUCAUGUUACAGGAAAAGGCCCAGGACAGGGAACGGCUGCUCCUGAAGUUCAUCAAGAUCAUGAAGCAUCUGCGGAAGCUGAACAACUUCAACUCCUACCUGGCCAUCCUCUCCGCACUGGACUCGGCGCCCAUCCGCAGGCUGGAGUGGCAGAAGCAGACCUCGGAGGGCCUGGCGGAGUACUGCACGCUGAUAGACAGCUCGUCCUCCUUCCGCGCCUACCGGGCCGCCCUCUCGGAGGUGGAGCCGCCGUGCAUCCCGUACCUGGGGCUCAUCCUGCAGGACCUCACCUUCGUGCACCUGGGCAACCCGGACUACAUCGACGGCAAGGUGAACUUCUCCAAGCGGUGGCAGCAGUUCAACAUCCUGGACAGCAUGCGCUGCUUCCAGCAGGCGCACUACGACAUCCGGAGGAACGACGACAUCAUCAGCUUCUUCAACGACUUCAGCGACCACCUGGCGGAGGAGGCCCUGUGGGAGCUCUCCCUGAAGAUCAAACCCAGGAACAUAACGAGGAGGAAAACAGAGCGGGAAGAGAAGACCUAGGGGCGGAGCCCCGAGUGCGGAGAACGCUCAGAGGCUCGGGUGCGGCUCCGGGACUGGAAGGGCCUUGGGACCCGUCGGGGGACAGUAGUGUGCGCCCCGGCCUCCCCGCUCCUGCGCGCGGAGCCCGCAGGCAGGUCUCGUGGCUGGUUUGUGACCCCGUGGUCUUCUGGUUUGGUUUCUGCUUUCACGUCCGCCUCCCCCUCCCCCCCAUCUCCCCACUGCCCCGGCCCCGGCCCGGGAGCAGAGGAGGAGCACUGGCAUCCUCUCUGCUUGGACUUGCCGGUCCGGACCUGCCGGGACGACGGAGGAGGGAGGAGGGAGGCUCCCGGGCCCCUGCGGGGGCUGCCGCUUCUGCUUUCCAGCCCUGCUUUCAGAACGGAGGGCGGCCACGCGGCAGGGAGCCGGGAGGGGGAGGGGGUAGCGGGAGAGGACGGGCCGUCCGAGAGACGCACUUCCCCUGAGCUGGGCCCGUAGCUCGGGCGAGUCCCUGCAGAGAGACCGGGGGCCUUUCUGUCGGGGGGAGGCCAGCGGCCCCUCUGCUGUCGCUCGCCGUGUGCCUUAAACGCCAUCUCCUGCCCUGCCCCCAGACCCCCUCCCCCCAGGCCCCCUCCUACCGAGCUCCGUCCUGCUGGGUGGCAGGGGCUCCUCCUGCUCAAGAGACCUGCCCACCGCGGGGCGGGCGCUCCUCUCCCGAAAGGUCUUCAGGGCCGGAGGCUUCUCCGUCCGCCCGUCCCCCCCACUCUUGCUGCUGAGGCCCACAGUCUGCAGCCAGGGCUUUGGGGUCCCCCCGACCCUUCCCUGCACCCAGGGGUGCCUGGCUGGAGCCUCCCAUGCCCUCAGCCCAGAGCCGUGGAGAGCGACAGAGGCGGGCUGUUUAGACUUUGUUUUUAAAGAAACAGCCACGUCCGGCGUCGGGCCAGAGCGCAUCGCUCUGUUAUUUAAGGAGUGAGUGAGUCGAGUCACUGUGGCCGGGCGGUGCCUGGGCUCUGGGGGCUGCAGAGCCUCCUCGCCCCGGAGCCCCGGGGCUCCCUCCACGCUGCCACGCGAGGGCAGGUGUGAGUCUGUGGCCUGUCCUUGGCCGUGAGCUGGUGGGGUGGGGGCCCCACCCCCGAGCCCUCGGGUCUGAGCAGAGGCGCCAGGCGAGGCGAGCGGGUGGACAGGGGCCGGCGUGCUGGCCGGCAGGCGCACUUGGGCCGGUUCGAUUCCACGCGGGGGUCGGGGGGAGCCAGGGAGAGGGCAGGCCGGCGCCGAGUCUGAACUGAACCCCGACUCUGGAAGCACCCCCGCCCCCGCCCCCCCGUGUUGUUGUAAUACGUAUUCCUGCCUGACAACCUGACUGACAGCGGCGCCUCCUGCAGGCAUUUCAAACCUGUAACUUUUGUACGAAGGGAGAAUAAACACGAGGAAAGCC
This is a messenger RNA of Phyllostomus hastatus (greater spear-nosed bat), 5791 nucleotides long. RefSeq names its product Rap guanine nucleotide exchange factor 1 (gene RAPGEF1). The transcript is spliced from 27 exons. The record is from RefSeq and is a predicted model, not a curated record. Gene Ontology annotation, cellular component: plasma membrane. Gene Ontology annotation, molecular function: guanyl-nucleotide exchange factor activity. The coding region runs from base 664 to 4380 and encodes 1238 amino acids. Lineage: Eukaryota; Metazoa; Chordata; Mammalia; Chiroptera; Phyllostomidae. Gene Ontology annotation, biological process: Ras protein signal transduction; positive regulation of GTPase activity.